AUGAAAGGCGUGUGGGACUUUUUGGACCUGGAUGUGGGAGUGGAUGGGGCCAGCUCCGAGUGGAUCAGUGCUCUGGUUAUAGCCGCUGCUCGCUCCCUGUGCCAGACUCACAUUUGGCUUCACUUUGGGUUCCACAGACUCACCAGUGUUUACCCUGCCAUGUGUGCACAGCAGCAGAAGGGGAAAGACACGAAGAAGAAGAGUCAAGAGAAGAGUGCUUUCAUCCAGCUGGGAUGA
This is a messenger RNA of Knipowitschia caucasica, 237 nucleotides long. The record is from the annotation of a GenBank genome assembly. NCBI's taxonomy places the organism in Eukaryota, Metazoa, Chordata, Actinopteri, Gobiiformes, Gobiidae.